Molecule: messenger RNA, 2134 nt
Organism: Etheostoma spectabile (orangethroat darter)
Lineage: Eukaryota; Metazoa; Chordata; Actinopteri; Perciformes; Percidae
Product: alpha-(1,3)-fucosyltransferase 9
Exons: 2
Coding region: 195-1268 (357 amino acids)
Cellular component (GO): membrane
Molecular function (GO): alpha-(1->3)-fucosyltransferase activity
Source: RefSeq, a predicted model, not a curated record
CAGUGUUUAGGCUAUGAUGAGUAGAGGGAGUGUCAGUCAGAUGUCACAUCUGAAGGGAUGAACCUUUAAACAAUGACAGAAUAGACAAGACGUUCUUGAGUUAGUUUAAUUUGUCAGAUCGGUGCAGCUUCAGUCUCGAUCCUGGAGAAUAUCUACACACUCAUCUUCAGCUCCAAGGGACAAGCAGGUUUAUCAUGGCUUCCAUCUCUUCCUACUUGCGACCCGCCCUGACUGUGAUUAUAGUGCUGGCUGGACUCACAGUUCUGUUUUUAAUGUACUAUAAUUCUUUUCCAUCUCCAAAAUGUCAUCCUCCCCCGUCUCAUUUACAGAAGCCGCACACAGACAAGCCUGUGGUGCUGCUCUGGUUCUGGCCUGAAAACAAAAUGUUUGAUUUUCAAGACUGUAAGACGUUUUUCGACAUUGACAGCUGCCACCUCACAGAUGAUAGGUCUUUAUACUCCGAGGCUCAUGGAGUUUUGUUAUUUCACAGAGCCAUCCAGGAUGACCUCUCCAACCUUCCCACCUCACCUAGGAAGAAAUUUCAGAGGUGGAUCUGGUUUAACACAGACUCACCCAGCAACACACGCAGGAUAGAAGGCAUUAAAAGCAUUUUUAAUUUAACCAUGAGCUACAGGAAGGAUGCAGACAUCCACAUUCGCUGGCGAUUGACUCUCAGGAAGAAAACAGAUGCAGAUUUUGUGCUACCCAAGAAGGAACGACUGCUUUGUUGGAUUGUGGAUAGCCUUGACCUCAACACAGCAGGUGAGGGAUACAAAUACUACAAACAGCUUUUAAAACACAUCAAGGUGGAUAUUUUUGACCGCUCCUCUGCCGAGUUCUGGAAGGAUGAGAACUAUUUCCGGACCAUCAGCAGCUGCAAAUUCUACCUUUCCUUUGAGAAUUCAAUUCACAAAGAUUACAUCACAGAAAAGUUCAAUGGACCUCUUGCGGCAGGCACUGUGCCAAUAGUUUUGGGACCACCAAGAAUUAACUAUGAGGAUUUCGCCCCAGGUAAUUCCUUUAUACAUGUAAAUGACUUCCCUGAUGCCCCAUCACUCGCCGAGUUUCUCUUGAAGCUGGAUCAGAACACCACGGCUUAUAUGAACUACUUUAACUGGCGGUCAUUCUAUACUGCCAGACGUCAUCUUACUGAGCAGAAUCACGAGUUUGCAUACGCUAUCUGCCAGGCCUGUUAUUACAUAGGUCUAGGCAUGAACAGCAAAUUCAGAUUUGUACCUGAUCUGUACAAGUGGUUCUUACUGUUAUAGUGUUAUGGAUCUACUGUUCCUCGGAAUUGAUUGAAAAGAAUCAUGUUAUGUAGAGAAAUACUCUUGUAUUGUCUAGAUAAAAAAAAACAUUGUAUAGCCUAUGUAUUAAUUUUGCGUUUUGGUGAUGUGAUACGUGAUUUUAAAACACAAGCUGAUGUCAUUUAAGUUUUUUUUUUUUUUUUACGUGCACAUUGUUUUGGUGUUUUACAGUCUCCAUUUAACAUCAGGAUGUCUUAAUUAAUGUGAUUACUGGCAUGGUGAUAAAUACUUAUGGUACAAUAUGUCCAUAUUAAUAAAUAAAAUGAACAAUAGUCAAUGUAAAUGUAAAUAAAACCAAAUAAAUUAUUUUUGACCGCUCCAAAUUGAAGGUGUAGCCUACUUGUUAGGCAGGUGACAACAUGUACAAAUAUUUAGGCAUAUAAUUAGACUGUCAGUUGCACUGGUCCUAUAAAUGGAGUAUGUUUGCUUAAAGAUGAGUCAGUGUCUAUAUUUCUCAAGAAGACAUAGUUAGAGGUGUUGAGAUAUCCUGCUACUGUUUUACAAGGAAGCCAUUGAAACUACUGUUCGUUAUGGCAGUAUGGCUUGGUUCGGUAACCUGUCCGUUAAAUUAAAAUCACAGCUCCAAAACUUGAUAAAAAGGGCUGGAAAAAUAAUUGGCCAAAUGCCACCAAGUCCUUUUCAGAAGUUUUUUGAGGAGGCGGUCACCUGUGUAGAGAGCAUGAUCCCUUUAGUCAGAAGGUAAGCUACAGGUUACCAAACUGCAAGCUCAACAGGUAGAACAGGCUUUCAACAAAGUGAUGACUACAAAGAGAUUAGGUGUGUGUGUGUGUGUGUGUGUGUGUGUGUGUGUGUGUGUGUGUGUGUGU